AUGUCAAUUCUUAGUACAGCAGUUGAUAAAUUAUUACAUGAUUCUGGUGGUAUUGAUCAAAUCGAUAAUAUAAUCAAGUCAAGAAAAGUAUCUUCAAAUGGCGGUUCUGAUCAAAUUGAUUUACCAUUAGAUACUAGUCCACUUUUAGAAAGCGUUAAAGAUGAAGAACAUUUACUAAAUUUAAAUUCAAAUGGAACAACAACAAUUAAAAAGAAUCAUACUUUCCCAAUUAAGCAUUUUCGUGAUGAAGUAGAUGAUGAUAUUAUUGAUUUACAAGAUAUUGAAAGAUCUGUUUUUGGCUCACAUGUAAUUGAAAUUAAUUUUCCAAAUUCAAAUGUUCAUAGUCAUUCUGCUGCACCAACUGAUGAAUUUGAAGAAAUUGCUCCAUUAAGAUCAUCAUUAAUUAAAGAGCUUGAAAGUCCACCAAAUACAACAAUUUACGGAAGAUCAACCAAAUCAAUUAAAAAAAUUGAGGUAGGGCCACAAGUUCAAACAAUUUCACAAUCAAUUUUGUCACCUAGUCAAAAUGAUUCAUCGCAAGUUAAAUCACAAAAUGGAUCAUUUCCACCAUCAUCAUCAACUAAAUCUUUACGAAAUGGGUCUGGCGCAUUUGAAAAAUUAUCAAUUAAUGAUGAAAAUAAAUCGAAUCCAGUCAGUGAAACAUUACAAAUGGAACCAAGUUUAAAAGACUAUAAGUUGCUCAAUAAUAAUGGUGAUGUUAAGGAUGAUUCAGUUUCAAUUCCAGGAACGCCCCUUUUAAACAAUAAUUCAAAUGAUUCUUCAAAACUUUUGAUUGAAAAUUCAUGGAUUUUACAAGAUUACGAACAGUUUUUUGGUAAUGAUAAUUUUCAAAAGGAAAUCAAUUUUUGUAAAUCAUUAAGAUUUGUUGACGAAUCAAAUAGACAAAAAUUACCAGAGAAUAAUCAAUCAAUAAUUUACAUUUCAACAAGAAUUAUAAAUACAAAUAAAGUAUUUGAUUGGUUUUUCUCAAAAUCUUCAGAUAAAAAAGACUUAUUUAUUGAUUUAAUUAUGAAUAAUAAUGGAUGUAGCAUUUUAUUACAAAUUAUUAAAUAUUUCAGAGAAAAUGAAAAAAGACUUGAUCAAAUAAAUGAUGUAUUUGUUAAAAUCCUGGCUAAACUUGUAAAUCAAAUUAAGAUUAUUCUUGAAAUGUUUAUUGAAUUAACUAAAUUGUAUAAUAAGAUUAAAAAAUUGGGAUUAUUUAUUGGUUUACAUCUGUAUGAAGAUGGAUAUGUAUUUGGUGAACCUGAAGAAAAUAUUAAAUUGAAACUACCAACAAAUUUAGAAAAGUUAAUCUUAACUGGUGAUUUGAAAAUUUCAGAUUUUGUUCAAUUACCAAUGACAAUAAAUUGUAUUGGGUUAUAUAACAUUGAAUCAAUCAACUACAGUAAAUUCAAUUUGAUUAAGAAUUUAAAUACUUUACACAUUAAUAAAUCCAGAAUCGAUAUGAUUGGAAGAUUAGAAAAUUUCCCAAUUGGAUUUUUAGAAUUAAAAGAUAUCAAAUUUGAUUCAUCAAUUAUUGUUAAUUUCAAUUUUGAAAGAUUUCAGAAUUUAGUUUCAUUAAGUUUAUCGAAUUUAUCAUUUUCCCAAUCCAGAAAAUUACAAUUUCCAAAUAAUUUGAAGAAGUUAGAAUUCAUUGAUUGUUCAUUAUCUUCUCAUAUCCCACCAUUUCCUGACACAUUAAGAUUAUUAGCUAUGAUUAAAAGUAAAUGGAUGCCAAAAAGAAAUUGUAACUUGGCUAAAUUACAAAGAUUGAAAUUGAUACAAAUCGAAGUCAAAGAUUUAACUGAAAAAUUUACUUUUUUAAAAAACUUAACAAGAUUAGAAAUUAACAAUUGUGAUUACAAUAAGGAUCAUGUUUUGAGAUUACCAAAGAAUUUGAAAUUUCUUAAAUUGUCAAAUAUUGCAUUGAAAGAUAUUGAUUUGCAUAGUUUAUCAAAGUUGGAAAUUUUAAGUUUAGAAAAAAAUGAAAUUGAUCAAUUACCAUUACAAAUGAAUCUUAAAAGUGUUAGAGUUAUUGAAAAUAAAUUAAAUGGAUUUAUAAAGUUUGAAUUAUAUCCUAUUAAAGAAAUGAAUAUCGAAUCCAAUGAAGAUAUCACCGGUGUUUCAUUAAACGAAGCAACAAGAUUUUUUAAUUGUUCAAAUACCAAAAUUCAAACAAUUAUCGGAAAUGGAUUGUCGAAAUUGAUUUUAAAUGGAUGUAAUAAAAUUGAUUGGACAUAUUUCAAAAUUCCAAGUUCAUUAGUUUACUUAUCAUUACAGAAUUGUAAUUUAACAAAAUUUGAAUCACAAGAACAUGCUAAUAAUUUAAAAUAUUUAGAUUUAUCAAAUAAUCAUCUUGGAAAUAUUGAAUUAUCGAAAUUUCGUUCACUUCAGGAUUUACAAUUAUCAAAUAAUAAUCUUACAAAUUUAUCAUCAGGUUACUUCCCACUCUCAAUAAAAUCAAUCAAUGCAUCAGAUAAUUUAGUAUCUUCAGUUCAAGUUAAAGAAUGUUCAAAAUUGAUUUGGUUCGAUUUAACAAGUAAUAAUCUUGUUGAUUUUACAAAAUUGGAAUUUCCAAAUUUUAUAUCAACUUUGAUUGUCACGUCAAAUAAUUUUAAUGAAAUCAAUCAAGUUCCUGAAUCAUUAAUCCAUUUAGAAUUAAAUUCAUGUAAGAUUAAAAAAGUUAAUUUAGAUUUGAAUGUUAAUAAGAGUUUAAUGCAAUUAUGUUUAAAUAAUAAUAAAUUACAAUUUGACAACUUUAAACUUUCAAUUAGUAAAGAAUCCAAUUUAAAAUAUUUGGAUUUAAGUUUAAAUUAUUUUAAGAAAUUUGAUUUUGGUAUAUUUGAAAAUGAUGAUAUUGAAAUUAAUGAAAUCAAUUUAGCUGGUAAUUUAUUAAAAGAAGUUCCUGAUAAAAUGCCAGAAAACAUCUUGUCUGCAAUUAUAUUCAAAGCUGAAUAG
Molecule: messenger RNA, 2958 nt
Organism: Insectozyma verbasci
Lineage: Eukaryota; Fungi; Ascomycota; Pichiomycetes; Serinales; Debaryomycetaceae
Source: the annotation of a GenBank genome assembly